AUGGCGAUCACGUGUAACCAAAGGAACUUGUGCUUUCUGUCAGUUUACCUGUUCUUAUCGUGGAUAUCUGUGGUUCACAGUAUCGAUUGCUUCAAAUGCGUGUCGAUGAACGGCCGGUUCCCAGCUUGCGACGACCCGUUCCAUAACAACCACUCGCUGCAGAUGCUCGAGUCGCCCUGCAUGGGGGGUAGAAAAGGCAGGGAUGGUUUGUUCCCGGCAACAUCUUGUAUCAAGAUUGCUGGGGUUUUUGAUGACACCGGUGAGAGCAUCACGGUUCGCGGUUGUGGCCUGGACUCUGGCACUGCUACCACUGACACGGAGAUCAUACGAAUGUCACACUGCGGUCGGUUUUACUAUAACGACCGGUACGUCCACGGCUGCCUGCAGAGCUGCAACGAUGCAGACGCCUGCAACUCAUCGCACACAACCACGUCGUUUCUAUUUUUAUUUUUCGCGCCAUUUUCACUAAUAUUUGCGACGUUAGUGGUGCGAAGCUAA
This is a messenger RNA of Parnassius mnemosyne (clouded apollo), 498 nucleotides long. Lineage: Eukaryota; Metazoa; Arthropoda; Insecta; Lepidoptera; Papilionidae. The record is from the annotation of a GenBank genome assembly.